Messenger RNA from Hevea brasiliensis (rubber tree), 2914 nucleotides. RefSeq names its product BEL1-like homeodomain protein 7. Gene Ontology annotation, molecular function: RNA polymerase II cis-regulatory region sequence-specific DNA binding; DNA-binding transcription factor activity, RNA polymerase II-specific. The coding region runs from base 446 to 2536 and encodes 696 amino acids. The transcript has 5 exons. The record is from RefSeq and is a predicted model, not a curated record. Gene Ontology annotation, biological process: regulation of transcription by RNA polymerase II. Lineage: Eukaryota; Viridiplantae; Streptophyta; Magnoliopsida; Malpighiales; Euphorbiaceae.
AAAAAAAAAAAAAAAAAAUUCUCACAUGUGAGAAGGCUGGAAUCAUUGCCAGAUAAAUAUUCUUUAACUAUUCAAUAUAUAUAUUUUUUUUCUCUUUGGGUACCUGUGGUUGGUACAUAUUUAAAUAAUACUAUCUUUGUUUGGGUUGGCGCAAUGUUCCAAUGAUAGGGAGGGUGGGUUGCUUCUAUUUGUGUUUGUGCCUUUGUGGGUGGUAUCUGUAUUUGUUGGGAUUGCAUUUGUGUUUUUUCUUUUAUAAUAAAAAUCUUGUCUUGGUGUUUUCUGGUCUUUUCUGUUCCCCGUCCCAGCCGCAUCAUUUCAUUUCUAUGGGGUUUUCAGAAAUUGAUACAUGAUGGUCUUCUUGUUGGGCAUUAUGGUUAGAAGUGGGUUUGCUUUCUCAUUGAUCUUAGAGCACUUGCCUUGAGGUUGUGAGGCAGAGAAGGUGACGAUGGCUACUUAUUACCCCAGUUUAACCAGCCAGAGAGACAACAUGCAAAGUCCAUAUCUAGGAGACCAGAAACUUGCUUCUUAUUCUGAACUUCCCUCCCAUCCUAAUAACUUGACAAUUUAUUUGAACCAAGCUUCUGCUGCUGGAUCCUACUCAGAAUUUUUAACUGAGAGUUCCUUGUCUUCUCACAAUUGUGCUGAAUUUGCAUCUGCUGGAGAUGGAAAUGAGAUGAUGUUCAUUCCACCUACAAGUGACACAAUGAAUUUGCAAUCUAUUGGACAUUUAAACACAGCAGCAAGUAAUCCAGUAGACAACCAAGUUAAUCGGAAUGCCCAGGUGGUUUCCACAGCACAGCUUGGCAUUCUAGAUAGUGAACAGAAUUUUCAGAGUCAGGGAUUAUCUCUAAGCCUUGGCACAGAGAUGCAAUCUGCAGUUUCUGUUCCGUCAUUUCAAUAUCAAAGUCCAAACCUAAUUUUACCUUCAUUAUCAAGUCCACUUCUUCCAGUACAGGGGAAGUGGACAUUAUUCUGUGAAGGUGAUGAAAAUAAUCAAAGUAAGGUGUUGAGAGAUUCUGAAUUCUUGUCUACUUUUGCUGGAGGCAACCAUAACCCUAUCAAAAGAGAGGAUUCCUGUAAUCCUCAGUGCUUAGACACCCAAAAAGAAAUUCAUAGUGAUACAUUUAUGUAUGAAACUUGUGGUUAUGCUAAUGCUUUCUCAAACUCUAAAUACCUCAAGGCAGCUCAACAACUGCUUGAUGAAGUGGUUAAUGUCAGAAAGGCCCUAAAGCAGCUCCAAUCCAACAAAUGUUUUGAUGACACCAAGGAGAAUGACAGGCAACCCAGCAACCAAUCUAUCCCUCCAACAUCAAAUGGGAUUUCAUCUGGCACUAAUGAGUCAAUUGCCAACUCCUUUUCUGACCUCUUUUCCACAGAAAGGCAGAAUUUACAGAACAACAAGAUAAAGCUUUUGUCCAUAUUGGAUGAGGUUGAUAGAAGAUACAGACAAUAUUACCAUCAAAUGCAAAUUGUGGUGUCUUCUUUUGACAUGGUAGCUGGUCAUGGAGCAGCUAAAUCAUACACAGCACUUGCUCUCCAAACAAUUUCCCGUCAUUUCCGCUGUUUGCGUGAUGCAAUCAACAACCAGAUAGAAAUAACGAGGAGAAGACUUGAGGAGCAAGGUACUUCACCUAAUGGUCACGGAGAGAUACCACGUCUCCGCUAUGUGGAUCAGCAGCUCAGACAACAAAGGGCUCUCCAGCAGCUUGGUGUGAUGAGAAAUGCUUGGAGACCUCAAAGGGGCCUUCCUGAGAGCUCUGUUUCAAUUCUUCGAGCUUGGCUUUUUGAGCAUUUCCUUCAUCCCUAUCCUAAUGAUUCAGAGAAAAUCGUACUAGCAAAACAGACAGGAUUGACCAGAAACCAGGUUGCAAACUGGUUUAUUAAUGCACGGGUGCGCCUUUGGAAGCCCAUGGUUGAGGAAAUAUACAAAGAAGAAUUUGCUGAUUCUGAAGCAAACUCUAAAUCUUCUUUAGAUGAUGCAACCAAAGUACUUGGGGAGAAUCACUUGGUAUCUGAGAAUGGGCUAGAAAAUUUGCAGGACAGUAUGAUGUCUGCAACUGCUGAUAGUAUCCCCCAAGGUCAAGUCCACGACUUAAAGUUUGAUGGCAUUCCUGAUAUAGAAAUGAACAAACCUGUAGCAAAAACAGUUCAGAAUAAUUCUCUUGGAGAUGUCGCCAAUUGUAGGAUUAUGAAACUCCAAUCUAACCAAAUAUCGAACGUGGAUGAACAAAGCCCUUAUGUAGACAAGAAUAUCCCAGGUAACCAACAUGGUGAUGAGAGUCUUAUGCCUGCUGCUCUCUCGUAUGACAUAACAGAGUUGAGUGGAUUUGCAAUUGGCAGUCAAGUGUCACUUGCAUUGGGAUUGCAACAUCAUGAAAGGGAUGCUUUUCCCAUGUCUGGUGGGAACCAAAUAAGAGGUGACAAUAUAACGGCUUCCUCUGUGGGACAUGAUUCGAUGGAUUAUAAUUGCAUGAAUCUGGGAAAGCAACAGGACAGGUUUGGAAAUUCCCAUCUGUUACAUGAUUUUGUAGUUUGAAAGAAUCCUUGCUUCUGCCUUACGGUUUUUGGGUAAAAAAAUAAUUCUUGUCAAGAGAAGGAUCAGUUUUGGAUAGCCAAAACAGAAAUUAAAUGCUUUGUGAUGCUGCUCUGGAGCCCAUUAUUCUACUUUCUUAUGGUUUGAAUACUAGAAAAUCAAUGCUGCUACAGAUAUAGAUGUACAUACGGGCAUGAGGCCUGCUUGUAAUAUAAAAAUAGAUUGGUGGAAUUGUAGGCAUAUUUGUAAGGAUACAGUAAGAUGCUUGUGGUCUUGUGUACAAAGUUGAAUAAGGAAUUUUGUACAAGUACUUCCUAAUUGUGACACUGAUGUAUCGUAUCAUUCAGAAAAUUUUCUGAAAUAAAUGUGAUUUGAAAAUUA